AUGGCCGCAGGAGUGGCUAGCAUUGCCCUUAAAACCGUUCACAAUCUGUUACAGGAAGCUAAAUUCUUAAUAGGUGUGCGCAGCGAAUUGAAGGCACUAGAGAUCAUUCUUAAGGAAACGAGAUCGAUAGCUCUUCUGAUUAACGCUAACAACGCCAAUGAGACCAUUGGCAGCUGGCUCACGCGUGUUAGGGACCUCGCUUACAGAGCCGAUGACACCAUUAGUCUGUAUGCAGCCGUUAACGUCUCAUCCAACAGAAGCCUGCUCCACAAAUACUCAUGCAUCCUUACAGAGGGGCAGGGCUACUCUCUCCACCAGAUUGCCUCUGAGAUCAAAGAUAUCGAAUCCAAGUUGGCAAGUUUCAACUCUCAGCACUUGAUAAGAAGCAUCAGCUCUAGCUCUGCUCCAGAGAUGACAAUCUUCAAAUUCCCCUUUGAGACUGAAGUUUUUGUGGGGAAAGAAGAAGAAGUGGAGCAACUUGUAUCUCUUGUAGUUAGUGAGGAAGCACACCGAGUCAUUUCGUUGUGGGGGAUGGGUGGUAUACGCAAAACUAGUAUUGCCAGAAAAGUGCACAAUCACCCAACCACCGAGCUUCUUCGACUCCUUCGCAUACCAAAUCAGUUUUAA
This is a messenger RNA of Salvia splendens (bonfire salvia), 627 nucleotides long. RefSeq names its product disease resistance protein RPP8. The record is from RefSeq and is a predicted model, not a curated record. The coding region runs from base 1 to 627 and encodes 208 amino acids. The transcript has a single exon. NCBI's taxonomy places the organism in Eukaryota, Viridiplantae, Streptophyta, Magnoliopsida, Lamiales, Lamiaceae.